AUGCAACGUUGGAGCUCCGUAUGGGAUGACUGCGUCGUUGUUUGCUUUUUCUGCUCCUAUGUCAGUUUUGAGUCGACUCAAAACAAGGUAGCCAAGACCAGCACAGGGACUAUCAUGCAACGUUGGAGCUCCGUAUGCUGCUCUGUGUCUCUCUCCCUCUCCUGCUCUCUGCUCUGUGUCUCUCUCCCUCUCCUGCUCGCUGGUCCGUCUCUCUCUCCCUCUCCUGCUCGCUGCUCCGUGUCUCCCCUUCUCUCCUGCUCGUUGCUCCGUUUCUCUCUCCCUCUCCUGCUCGCUGCUCCGUCUCUCUCUCCCUCUGCUGCUCGCCACUACGUGUCUCUCUCCCUCUCCUGCUCGCUACUCUGUGUCUCUCUCCUCUCGUGCCAGCCGCUCCGUCUCCCUCCCUCUCCUGCUUGCUGCUCCGUCUCUCUCUCCCUCUCCUGCUCGCUGCUCUGUGUCUCUCUCCCUCACAUGCUAGCCGCUCCGUUUCUCCCUCCCUCUCCUGCUCGCUGCUCAGUCUCUAACUCCAUCUCCUACUCGUAUCCCAACAAGCCCAAGAGCGACAAGGCCACGGUGCUGGGGGACAGCCUAUCAGCGCUGAGAGAGCUGCGCUCCACCGUGGCUGCACUGAGGGCGGAGCACCGCAUGCUGUCAGGGGAAGCCAAGGAGCUGUCAGCGGAGAAGCAGGAGGUGAGGCAGGAGCGGCAGCUGCUGCGCAUGGAGGUGGAGGCGCUGCAGGCGCAGCUGCAGAUGCGCAUGCACGCCAUUCUGCCCUGGCUCCCCCCCUCCGCCCUCCCCUCCUUCCCCUUCCCCUCCUCCUCCUCCUCCCCUUCCUCCUCUUUCCCCUCCACUGCCACCCUCUCUGCUCUUGCCGCCUCCCUCCGCCCUCCCAACAGGGCAGCACACUCUUCUGCUGCUGCUGCUGCCUCUGCUGCUGCCUCUGCUGCUCCUUCUGCUUCUGCUGCUGCUGUUGCUGUUGCUGCUGCUGCUGCUGCUCCCUACGCAGCACUUCAUCCUGCUGCUGCCACGGCUGCUCCUAACGGGGCAGCACACCCUUUUUCUCCUGCCAGCGCGGGAGCGACACAUGCCGCUGCUGCCCUCCCUGCUCUUCCCUUCGCCGUCCCCUCUGCUCCCCCUCCCACCGCCCUCUCUAACCCCCCCUCUGCCUCCCCUGCUACUGCUCCCCCUAAUGUUCCCGCCACGCUACUCGGAGCCGCAGCACUCGUGACCACACAAGUCGGAGCAGCACCACCCUUGUCCACGCCACUCUUGGCCCUACCACCCGGAAUGCACCUCUGUGCUAACUCGUCACUGGCAGCAGCACCGUCUGUGGCAGCAACACCCACCGCACAUUUCCGGGUGUCAGCAUCUGCCACACAUGCGCAGCCGGCACCACCUCUUACACACUCCCAGACGCCACCACCUGUGUCACUCCCCCGAGCAUUACCACCCACAGGGAAGGACCUGACACUGUCCCUGGGCGGUGCAGCCUUCAGUAGUGCUCGCAACAGCAGCAGCAGCACCACGCUGCAGCAGGCACAGCCCGGACGCAGUCUUGUGGGGCCAGCAGCAGCAGGUGAAAGCAGCACGUUGGGCAAGUCAGCAGGGGACCAGGGAAUACAUGGGCCAAUAGCAGCGGAGCGAAUACAUGGGCCAAUAGCAGCGGAGCAGGGAAUACAUGGGCCAAUAGCAGCGGAGCAGGGGAUGCAGGGGGCAGCAGGCGAGCAGGGGAUUGAGAGGCCAGCAGAAGGCCAGCAAGGGACGCAGGCGGGAGCAGCAGCAGCAGCAGCGGAUGAUGAUAGCGUGCUGAGGCAUGCUACGAAUGGAAGCACACAGCCAGGGGCAGCAGGAGACAGGCAGGAAAUGCAGAGGAUACCAGAAGACCAGCAGGGGAAGCAGGCGACAGCAGCAGCAGACAACGAUAGCGUGCUGCGGAAUGUAUUGAACGGAAGCAUGCAGCAGGGGGCAGCAGGAGCUGCAGACGAGAAGGGCGCGGUUGAGAACUCUCAGGAAGGCCUUAUACCAAAAGCGGUGGGUUCGAGUGUGAGUGACUGUCAAGAACCCCUCUUACCACAACACGUAGACUCUCGAGAACCUUUCAGGUUGGAAUCGGUGGUGGAGCAUAAAUGGGCCGUGAAUGGUCGGGAGGAGGGUGCAGCGCGAUUAGUUUUUGCUAAGUCUCCCAAAUUAGCUGAGGAGGGGGGCAGACGGGAGGGGUGGAUGAAUGGUUCUCCCCUCAAGGAGUGUGGGCAGGAGCAGCUGGGGAAUGUCAAUGAGGAGGAGGGGGAGGAGAAGGAGGAAGGAGGUGGUGGUAGGGGUGAUCAAACAGGGGAUGAGAUGGGGACGGCAGAGGAGGUGGGGGAGCAGAGCAGGAAGCGCAACUGGCUUUCGCUGUUCUGA
This is a messenger RNA of Closterium sp. NIES-65, 2397 nucleotides long. The record is from the annotation of a GenBank genome assembly. Lineage: Eukaryota; Viridiplantae; Streptophyta; Zygnematophyceae; Desmidiales; Closteriaceae.